AUGUCUGAUAACAACAAUGGUGAUCAACCUGAAGAUGAAUAUAUGGCCGAUGAAUACGACAUGGAUGACCUCGAGGACGAUAUGAAUGCGGAGUUCGAUGGAAGGGAUAUCGAUGCAUCCGAUUCCGAAGUUGAAGAUUUCGACCAAUUGAACAAGGCUGCAGAUACUUCUGCUGCACAAGCUCGGAAUGGAAAGGACAUUCAGGGUAUACCGUGGGAUAGACUUAGCGUUACUAGAAAAGACUACAGAAAAACUAGGCUAGAACAGUAUAAAAACUAUGAAAAUGUCCCCAAUUCAGGCGAGGCAUCUGAGAAGAGCUGCAUGAAUACUGAAAAAGACGGCUCUUUCUAUACGUUCAGGAGGAAUUCGAGAUCAGUGAGAUCAACAAUUCUUCAUUUUCAGUUGAGGAAUUUGGUAUGGGCUACGUCUAAACACGAUGUUUACCUGUUGUCCAACUACUCCAUCAGCCACUGGUCUUCUUUGACAGGUUGCAGGAAUGAAAUUCUGAACGUUAAAGGUCAUGUGGCUCCAUCCGAGAAACAUCCUGAGAGUUUGUUGGAGGGGUUUACAGAGACUCAAGUUAGCACUCUUGCAGUAAAAGAAAGGCUGCUUGUUGCUGGUGGAUUUCAGGGAGAACUCAUUUGCAAGCAUCUUGACAGACCUGGUAUAAGCUUUUGCUCACGCACAACCUACACCGAAAAUGCUAUCACCAAUGCAGUAGAUAUAUACAGAAACUCCAGCGGCGCACUUCAUUUCAUGGCCUCAAAUAAUGACUGUGGAGUCAGAGACUUUGACAUGGAGAGAUAUCAGCUUGUCCAACUUUUCCGUUAUCUCUGGCCCGUCAACCAUAGCUCCCUAAGUCCUGAUGGAAAACUUGUAGCAGUUGUUGGAGAUGACCCAAAUGGUCUAUUGGUAGACUCAAGUAACGGACAGACGGUCGGGACGCUGAAAGGUCACUUAGAUUAUUCCUUUGCAUCGGCUUGGCAUCCGAACGGUGUAACAUUUGCCACGGGAAACCAAGACAAGACCUGUCGAAUUUGGGACACGAGGAAUCUCUCAGAAUCAGUCGCUGUUCUAAGAGGCAACCUCGGAGCGGUCCGGUCCAUCAGGUUCACAUCGGACGGUCAUUACAUUGCAAUGGCCGAGCCAGCGGAUUUCGUCCAUAUCUAUGACACAAAAACAGGUUACAAAAAGGAGCAAGAGAUUGAUUUCUUUGGAGAGAUUUCAGGGAUUUCGUUUAGUCCAGAUACCGAAUCUCUCUUCAUCGGUGUUUGGGACCGGACUUAUGGUAGUCUCUUGGAGUAUGGUCGAACCAGAGACUACACUUAUCUCGAUUCAUUACUUUGA
This is a messenger RNA of Arabis nemorensis, 1347 nucleotides long. The record is from the annotation of a GenBank genome assembly. Lineage: Eukaryota; Viridiplantae; Streptophyta; Magnoliopsida; Brassicales; Brassicaceae.